Messenger RNA from Epithele typhae, 2760 nucleotides. RefSeq lists its product as uncharacterized. The record is from RefSeq and is a predicted model, not a curated record. NCBI's taxonomy places the organism in Eukaryota, Fungi, Basidiomycota, Agaricomycetes, Polyporales, Epitheliaceae. The coding region runs from base 1 to 2760 and encodes 919 amino acids. The transcript has 11 exons. Gene Ontology annotation, biological process: lipid metabolic process.
AUGCAGAUUCCCCACCCGCCCCUCACUCGUGUGGUUGUGUUGCUUAGAUCGUUCAAAUACAUUCCACGUUUCGCCAUCGCGCUCAGCGAGAUCAUAACCUACGACGACGGGCUAUGGGGCAUCCACGAGUACUCCAGGUGGCCACAGAGCUUCGACAACCGCCUCUGGCACCUCGCUACGAUCUGCACUUCGUCGCUAUUAGAAGUCUCCCAAGCGCAUCUCCCAGGGAGCUUCAAGCCUGGUGACAAUGAGGGUGAUGUUGUUGUGCAGGUGGUUGUACUUUUCCUCCUCAACCCCCGGACGUUGCUUGAGAACACUCAGAAGGGCAUACCUGCGGACUUCGGCAAGCUCUGGAUUGUCGCCGAGUGCGGCGACGGGAACGCGGUGCAGCUCUUCUUUGUAGGGUACUGGCCGGACCAGAACUCCUUCGUGAUCUCGCACGAGGGCACGAACCCGACCACGCUUUCACGCAAGAGAACCGGCUUCGCGGACGAGCACGCGAAGACGGCCGCCGCCGUCCUCGCGGAGACCACCCGCCUCCUUUCGGACAAGAACGCGAACCAGGUGAUCGUGAUCGGGCACUCGCUCGGGGGCGCGAUCGCGGAGCUCGACUCGCUCUACCUCACCCUCAACCUCCCGGCCGACGUCCACAUCAAGGGCGUCACGUACGGCACCCCGCGCGUCGGCAACCAGGCCUUCGUCGACCUCUUCGACAGCAAGGUCGCCGACUUCACCCGCGUCAACAACGAGCACGACAUGGUCCCGAUCGUCCUCGGUCGCUUCCUCGGCUUCUCCCACCCCAAGGGCGAGUUCUGGCACAUCACCUCCUUGGGCAACGCCGUCGCUUGCUCCGGUGACGACAACGACGACGAUGCGGAAGACGAUCACCAACAUCCUCAAGGGCUCCGUCCUCGACCACCUCGGGCCCUACGAGGACAUCACCUCGACAGCCUCUUCUGCAACUUGUCUUCCCCGAGGCCACCCCAAGCUGGCCAGGACCGCGCGGAUACGUCGGAAUCUGCCAAAAGUUUCUUCUCCGACACCUCCGCUGUGUCCACAUCCACGAGCGCCACCUCAGCCGACCUCCCUGUCCCACACGAGGUUUCUGUCCCACACGAGGUCUCGGAAGCUGAGGCGUCUGGUUUCUACUAUGGCGUGCGCUCGCGCCCCCGCCUCAUAUUCCGAUCCAGCACUUGGCGAUGGUCUCCAGAGCUUGGCCAAUCAAAGACGGCCUGCGCGGUCUUCCUCGACACCCACAAGUUUGUUGAGGUAUGGGAAAACGUUGGUUCCGUACGGCAGCGGAUUGUCGACAUCGUUGCUAGCGGGAUACAUUUCCAGACUAUCGACAUCGUUCGCUUCAGAACGACAGUUGGGGAGGCUUCAUCCUUUGGUCCCGUGACCAUCUGGGUUGGCGUACCCCCUGACCACCCGACAUUGUGGCAAGAUGCCUUCACGGUAUCGAAAGUCGCGCUGGAAUUGCUUCAAGAGAAGUACCAAAUCACAGGCGUGGCCUUCGAGGUUCGCCGAUGCUCCUACACCCUGCUUGCGAACCACAUCAGUCACGGGCUCUACCCGACGCCUCCCUUUCCCGACGACCCGCUCUUUCACUGCGUCAAGCCCUUCACCUCUCGCAUCGGUGUUGCCAUAUCUUCCCAGGACAGACCCAACGUCCAAGGAACAAUGGGCCUCUACCUCGCCGAAGGAGGGGGCAGCGACCGUAUCCUUGGGCUCACCUGCAGACACGUUCUGGUUAAGCCUGCUAACGGCGAUCUUCCUGAAGGCUCCACCGUCCUCUUCGGUACUGACACCAUGGUCGCUGGCGCAGUCGUCGUCAUCAAGGAGCUCAUUAAGACCAAGUGGGACAAGGCCCUUGCGACCAUGGCCCGGGCUUAUAAAGCCCCACUUCCUCCCGACGCUCUACCUCCUCCCGACAACAUCGAGACCCCACAGGCAUGUGUCGACCCAUAUCAGCCGAUCUUAGAUCGGCUCGAGCUCUGGACGGAGCGGGACAACCGUGCUCUGGGCAGCUCGCUGCGGUCACCCCUUGUUGCAUUCUCAGUCGGCCCGAUGAAGUUCACUGAAGACUACGCUGUCAUCAAGGUCAACAAGGACCAAAUACGCGAUGGUUUUCAAGGAAAUACAUUGUUCUUCGAUACAGAAGCUCUUUGGGAGGAGUACGCCUUGUCCGACUCGAACCCUGUUUGGGAGCCGCUCAAGCGCCAGUCACUAGCGAUCACGGACUAUCUCAGGCAAGAGUCCAUGCAAAAGCCGUACACGCAGGAUGACCAAGGAGAGGUGUGCUUUCUGGUCGUCAUGAACGGUAGCAAGUCCGAUGGCACCACCAUCGGCCGUGCAAACGGUGCCCGAUCCAUCGUUCGAAAGUACUAUGGCAUCGCCGACACAGUCUCUGAAGAGCUACUGGUCUUCCCCUACGACGACAAGAAGGCUUUUUCAGUUCCUGGCGACUCAGGCUCCAUCGUCGUCGAUCUCAACGGCAAGGUGUAUGGCAUGGUCACCGGGGGAACAAAGCCAGAGAACUCCGGCGACGGCUCCGGCGACAGCGACGGCAAGGGCUCCGGUGACAGCGACGACAAGGGCUCAGGCGAUAGCGACGAUAAGGGCUUAGGCGACGGCUCCGGCGACAGCAGGGGCCUUGCGGACAGCUCGGUAGAUUUGACCUACGUAACGCCUUUCUUUUUCCUGCUCGACAGCAUCAAGUCGAAUGGGUUCCCUCUCGUACACCUCGACGUCCAUCUUUAG